Molecule: messenger RNA, 588 nt
Organism: Blumeria graminis f. sp. triticale
Lineage: Eukaryota; Fungi; Ascomycota; Leotiomycetes; Helotiales; Erysiphaceae
Source: the annotation of a GenBank genome assembly
AUGUCAAAGGGAGCCUCCCCGAUUUCAGGAGCCCGUUUUUCCGAUGCCAUCAAAGAUUUACCAUUAUCAACUCUUCAGAUCAAAACGGCUGAGCUGAGAAACAGUGUAGCUCAUUUAGACUAUUCAAAUGAGCAACUCAAACCUUUUGCAGACGGCAGCGAAAGUUCAUUAGAUGGAAAACCAGAUAAAGACUGCAUAGACGCCAUCAGUGAAAAUGAAGUCGUUAUUUCCAGAAUGCAGGAAAGAAUUCUACUGCUCAAAAGUGAGGUUGAAAAACGAGGACAUGACUGGCAAGAGUUUCAGAAAAGUGAAAAUCUAAAGCUUGACCAAGAAGAGACAUUAAAUGAUACAUCAUUAAAAUUUGCGGGACUCAAGGGCAACCUGAGUGAGGCUUGGCUCGAUGGAACUUUUACGACCGGCAGUAUCAUGAAUGGAAAAACAAAAAUACCUCAAACAUUCGAUGAAAAUAACCUAAUCCAAACCUGUGGUAAAGAACACACUAUUAACGAUAGCAUACUUCUAGAAAAGGAUGAAAAGCAAUCUAAGGUAGAAAAAAAGAAUGAGGAAGAAGAUGGCAUGUAUCUUUAA